AUGGCAUUAAAAAUAGUUCGUGAAGUUGGUAUUAGCACUGCUUCUGAUGAACUAAAUCCUACAUACUAUUAUCGCAAAGUAACCUGUGAGAAAAGAUUACCUUUUUUAAGCUGGGCAGUACUAAAUAACUAUUUAUACAAAGGAAAUUCAUCGGCAAAUGUUUAUUCCUUCCAAGUAUAUGUGAAUAUUUACAAUCCAAUCAGUGAAGACAAUUAUAAUAAUCCAUUAUUUUUUUCAGCACUUUCACAGGAUCGCACUCUUAUUCUCACAUAUGAUAUCGAAACAUAUAGCUCACGAAAAAUGGGUGAUGUAUCUAAUGCAAAAUACGAAGAAGAUAUUAAAGACGAUCCUGAACCGUUAAAGCAAAUCUGUCUUGUUGACAUUGAAACUGCACCAGACCCACGGUUGAUUACGAUUAUAUCUAAGAAGUUGGGAGUUCUUGAAUGGAUGUUUAAUCAUAUGUCAAUCAAACCAUCUGCUAUUGACGUUCGACCCUGUUUUAUGAGAUUUCAUCCCAAAGCUGAAAGGAGUAGCCUGGCAUUUUACUUAAAUGAAUCUGGGCUCAAAAGUAAAUUGGAUAUGCCUAUUCACCAUAUAAACAAAUAUUAUGAAAAGGCAUUAAAUGAAACAAAUGCUACAACAGCUAAGCAGAUACGCGAAGAGGUAGCAUCUGUAGCCUUCAUAUCAUUAUAUGAUUCACAUUAUUUUGCAGUAGGAAUGAAAGUGCGUAAUCUUCCAUGUAAACAAAUGGAAACAGGAAAGUUCCCUGGGACCUAUGUUUUCUCACCAGUAAAGGGUCUUGAAAAUAAACGUUCUGUAACUGGCUUAGAUUUUGCAUUAUUAUAUCCAUGCCUUAUCAUAACAUACAAUCUCUCACCUGAUAAAAUCAUUUUAUCUCGAGAGUGUACUGAAUCUCUAAAGGAAAGUAAGCAUAGAAACCAAGCUGAAAUGAAAGGACUUUAUCCAAAAGUAUUAGAGGAGUUGCGUAUUAGACGAAAUUCGCUAAAAAGUCGUCUUGCUCUAUUAAAUGAUAAAAAAAAAGAAUUAGAAAAGAAGAUUAAUUUGACAGAAGAAAGAGGUAUAGUUGUUACAAAUACUUUAAAAUCUGAAUACUCUUCAGUUGUCUUUAAUAUCGCUUGUCUAGACGCAAAACAGUUCGCUUUAAAAGUGUAUAUGAAUACAUUUUAUGGUGAAGCUGGGAAUAGUAGAUCCCUUUUCUUUUUGCGAGCAUUAGCAGGCGGGGUAAUAUCAGCUGGACAGCGGAAUAUCAAGCUUAUUACUAAUCUUAUUAGAACAUAUAACAAUGGUAAUGGGAUCUUAAAAGAAGAAUAUUGGUCUAGAAUGGUGAACAUCUCUAUAGAAGUAAUAGAAAGAUUUCAUAAUGAAGUUAAUGACUUUCUCAGAAAUGAUAAUGGAUCAUUUUAUCUCAAAAGGGUUGAGAUUGUAAAGCGAAGGCAGUCUAAACACUUUUGUGAGAUAGGUAAGAAGGUUAUGGAUAAAUCUAUGAAGGUAGAUAAUUCGCGUACCUUAUAUCAGAUUGUGAAGGACGUACUUAAAGAGAUCAUAAAUGAUAUUUUACAGAUAGACCUUAAUGGGAUGGUUAAAACUGCUAUGUGGAAGCCUGAUAAAAAUAACAAGAGUGUCCAGUAUUUCAUUUCACGAAUGCAAGAUAGACAUACCUAUGAAAAAGCAGAUGCCAAACAAUACAUAAAAAAGGGCUUAACACCUAAGCCUUAUCUUUAUGAAAUCCCAGAAUCAGGCGAAUGCUUUAAGUAUAUUGUAGUUGAGAAUGAUUCAUCACAGAGGGUAGGAGAUAGCAUGGCAGACAUUUGUAUGAUUGGUCAAUUUUUAUGUAGAUCAUUUCCUAAUUAUCAAUGA
Funneliformis geosporum is the source of this 1878-nucleotide messenger RNA. Lineage: Eukaryota; Fungi; Glomeromycota; Glomeromycetes; Glomerales; Glomeraceae. The record is from the annotation of a GenBank genome assembly.